Molecule: messenger RNA, 1476 nt
Organism: Lepidothrix coronata (blue-crowned manakin)
Lineage: Eukaryota; Metazoa; Chordata; Aves; Passeriformes; Pipridae
Product: serum paraoxonase/arylesterase 2
Exons: 9
Coding region: 49-1113 (354 amino acids)
Cellular component (GO): extracellular region
Molecular function (GO): arylesterase activity
Source: RefSeq, a predicted model, not a curated record
GGGGCGGGACGGGUCGGGACGGGGCAGAGUCGGGAGCGGGGAUCGGCCAUGGGGAAGCUGCUGGUGGUGGCUCUUGUCGGGAUAGCGGCAGCCCUGGUGGCGGAGCGGCUGCUGGCCUUUCGGAACACACUCAAUGCUUCACGGGAAGUAGCCCCAGUAACACUCCCGAACUGCCGGCUCAUUAAAGGAAUCGAAGCUGGUUCCGAAGACAUCGACAUACUUCCCAAUGGACUAGCUUUCAUCAGCUCUGGUUUGAAAUAUCCAGGAUUAAAGAGCUUUGCUCCAGACAAGCCAGGUGAAAUGUUUUUGAUGGAUUUGAAUGAAGACUAUCCCAGGGCAGUGGAACUGAGAAUCAGCCGAGGGUUUGAUCUGUCAUCAUUUAACCCUCAUGGAAUCAGCACCUAUGUAGACAGAGAUGACACCGUGUACCUCUUUGUUGUGAACCAUCCCCAUCAGAAGAGCACAGUAGAAUUGUUUAAAUUUGUAGAAGAUGACAAUUCUCUUUUACACCUGAAAACCAUUCAACAUGAUCUUCUGGCAAGUGUGAAUGAUAUAGUAGCCAUGGGGCCAGAUAGUUUCUAUGCUACCAAUGACCACUACUUCACCGACUUCAUCUUGAUGUUCUUAGAGGUGUUCUUGGGUUUAACUUGGUCAAAUGUUGUUUACUACAGUCCAAAAGAAGUUAAGGAAGUGGCAACUGGCUUUUGUUCAGCCAAUGGAAUUAACAUUUCACCUGAUAGAAAGUACAUCUAUGUUGCAGAUGUAUUUGAUCAUAGUGUUCAUGUUAUGGAAAAACACACUAACUGGAAUUUAACUCACGUGAAGACACUACAACUGGACACUCUGGUCGAUAACUUGUCUAUUGAACCUCACACUGGAGACAUCUGGACAGGAUGUCAUCCUAAUGGGAUGAAGCUGUUCUACUAUGAUCCUGAAAAUCCUCCUGCCUCUGAGGUUCUGCGCAUCCAGAACAUCCUCUCGGAGGAGCCUGUGGUGACACGUGUCUACGCUGACAACGGCUCUGUGCUGCAGGGGAGCUCAGUGGCAGCCAUCUACGAGGGAAAACUGCUCAUUGGCACAGUCUACCACAGAGCUCUCUACUGUGAGCUAUAGCUCGUCAUGGGUAAGAUCUGCUGCAGCGGAAAGGAUUUAGUUCCUUGGGAACUCAGUUUCUGCUAGAUUUGCUAACAACAAGACUGUUCCAAUAAAGGUUAACUGCAGUAAUAGAGAUGUAUUUUAGCCUUCCUCUCCAAAACGAGACUUCUACACAAUAGUGAAGGAAAUGUAAUUGAAGGUGAGAAAUUAGUUUAUUUGUGUAAUGGGGAGGACCCCAUAUCAGUAACAAAGGGUUACCUUGAAGUUCAGUUUCAGAUUGCAAAUGACUAAACUGUCAGACAUUGAACUCAUCUCUGCUGGCUGGAUUUUUUUUUUCCCCAUGAGAAAACUGAUUUUGUAAAUAAGAAUUGCUGACUACCA